Messenger RNA from Paramecium sonneborni, 3009 nucleotides. NCBI's taxonomy places the organism in Eukaryota, Ciliophora, Oligohymenophorea, Peniculida, Parameciidae. The record is from the annotation of a GenBank genome assembly.
AUGAAUCAAGAAGAAUUUGGAGAAAUAGACAAUGAAGAUCUUAACAAUGAUGAAUUCAAUUAUGAAGAAGAUCUUAUGGGAGAAGAUGAACAACCAAACUAAUAAUAACCAAAAAAUAAUAUCAACUAAAAUCUAAUUUCAAAUCAAAGAACACGCACACCAAAUCCACCUGAAGAGGAAGAAGGUGAAGUCUAUUAAUAUGAAGAUUAAAGUGAAGAAUUUGUAGAAGAUAAUGAAAAUGAAGAAAAUCUAGAAUAAGAAGUAGAUGAAGAAGUUCCUGAAGAUAAUGAAUAAUAUAACGAAGAUGAAAAUGAAGAAGAACAAUAUAAUGAAGAAUAUGAAUAAAAUGAUUAUGAAGAGAAUUAUGAUGAAUUCGAUUAGGAUUAAUAGGAAGAAAUAUCUAAUAAAAACUAAUAGAUGAAAUAAGUAAAAGAUAAUAAAAAUACUCAAUCAAAUAAACCAGUUCCUAUUAUGGAACCAUAAAUAAAAAAGAAAAGACCUCCUUUACCUAUUCAACCCAUAAAGCAAAAACCCACUUACUAAGAGAAAUAUUCUGAGUUGAUGGGUCCCUAAGAUUACUCAAAUUGGAAACCAAAACAGUUGCACGAUGAAAAUAAAUAACUUAGAUAAAAACUUAAAGAAAUAUCAGAUGAAGUAACUAAAUUAGUAGAAUAAAAUGCUUAACGAUUACCUUCUUUACCUUAACCUCAGCCAUAAAUGAAAAGAUAGAAGACAGCCUAAUCUUAACUGUCUGGCGGUUCUGUUAUUGAUAAAGAAAUAGAAAUCAAUUAAAAAAAAUUAGAAUAACAAGAAGAAGAAAUUAAUAAAUUAACUACUAGAUUAUAGUAAGUUUAAUAAGUUAAUUAUAUCAUUAAGUUAGAUGAGGAGAUUAAGAAAUAUGAAGAUGAAAUGAAGAAGUUAGAAUAAAAAAAAAAGUAAGAGUAUUUGUAAUAAAAGCAACGAGGUAAAGAUCUUGAUAAGUAUGAGAAUUAAGAUGGCUUUGAUAAAUUGAGUAAAGAAAGAAAUAAUCUAAAUAAAGAAAUGGUUAAUCUUAAAAAGAGGAUAAAAGACCAAUAAGAGUAAUUGAAUAAGCAAAAAGAAAACAUCAAGAAUUCUUAAGACAUUGAAUUACCAAAAAUUAAUAAGGAAUUAAAGCUUUUGGAAGAAGAAGCCGAAAAAUAUAAAAUUGAUAUUAGUGCAGAUAAACCAUAUAGUAAAUAAAAAGAAUAAUAUAUCGUUCUUUUAGCUUAAAAGGAUAAUUUGAUUAAGCAUAAUAUUAUUACGGAAAAAAAAGAAAAACAAUUAGAAAUGAUCGAAAAAGAAAUUAAAGAAUUGAAAAAAGAAAAAGAUCGUUUUGAUUAAUAAAUUAAUGCAAAUGAAAUGGUUUUAAUUGAUUAGAGAAGAUAAAAAGAUGAAUUAAAAAAUAAAGUACCUUCUGAUGUCUUUAAAUCUAUUCCUGCUGCUAUGACUUAAGAAAAUAUUUCAGAUGCAUUAUAAAAUGAAAAAAAAAAUUAAGAAAGUUAAAGAAAAUUAUAAAGUGCCAAACCACCAAUGUCUAAGCAACUAUCAGAUUAAAAUAAUUAUAAAGAACUAAAAUUACCAAAUAAAUAAGAUGAAAAAUCUUAGUAGAUAACAUCAAAAAAUGAAGUAGAGGAAGAAAUUGUAUUUGAAGAUGAAACUGAAUAAUAACAAUAACCUAUUAAAUAAGAAGAAAAAAAAUAAAUUCCUAUAUCAUAAUCUACACCUAUAAAAUAAAAUAUCUAAGUAAUAUAAUAAUAAUAAUAAUAAUAAUAAUAAUAAUAAUAAUAAUAAUAAUAAUAAUAAUAAUAAUAAUAAUAAUAAUAAUAAUAAUAAUAAUUUUAAUCUCCUAAUCAGUAAAAUAAAUUAAAUUCAAAACCUUUUAGCAAUUUAAGGAAAUCAGUUGAUUAACAACCUCAAGUUGAUUUAGGUUAAAGCAAUGUAAGCAAUUAAUAAAGUAAUACUAGUGAUGUAUAAACAGAAUAUGCUGGUCCUUCUAGAAUGAUGAGAAUGAUGAGAAGACCUUAACAAAAUUAAUAAGAAGAAACUACUUAAUUCAUAAUUCAUUAAUCAAAACCAGUAGAACAGCCUAGAGACAAUCAUAAAGAUACUAAUGAUUAAAAUAAUAAAUUAAUUGAAUAACCUACUUAAUCAGAAUAACCAAAACCUGUUGAUGAUUAUUAACCUACAUUUCCCACAAGAAGAAUAUCAAAUAGACCAAGAGGAUUUGAUUACAAUUCUAUAGAUUAGUAAUAGAAUGAAUAAAAAAUUGAACAGCCAUUAUAAAUAAAUUAAAAAUAAGAUUAAACAUAAUAAUCUGAUUAUCCUACAAGAAGAAGAAAUAGAGGAGGUUAAGAAGAAUAAGCAGAAUAAAAUACUAGUUAAUAAUAAUCAUAAAAAUAAUCAAUUUCAUCAUAGUAAUAAUCUUUAUAAUCUCAAUAAUAACCUUAUUAACCGACAGAUGAUGGAAAUAAAUAAAGAAGAAUUAAAAUAUUUACUGAUGAAAAGCAACCUGAAGCUCCAAAAACAGAAGAGCCAACUUAUGAAUUCUAACCAAGAUAAGAACCAAAUAAAUUAUAAGGAAGAAGAAAUAGAGGCAAUAAUAAACUAAAUAUAUGGGAAGAUUAACCUGUUUAGAAAGAGAAUAUUGAAGAGAUACAAGAAAUUAAAGAUAUUAAAUAAGUUCCAGAAGUUUAGCAUAAAGAUGAUAGAGAACUUACUUUAGAUGAAAUCUUAGGAGCACCUAAAUAAAUAGAAGAAUAUAGACCAAAUCAAUAAAAGAAAAAAUAAGAAGUGUCUAAAGAUAAUAAUGAAACUUAUGAACCUGGAUUUGGAGGUGGAGGAAAUAGAAGAGGAAUUGGAAAUCAAUAAAAAAUAGAUAAGGUAUUAUUCUGAAAUAAUCAUAUUUCUAGUAAAAAGAGUUGGCUUAAAAAGCUGAGAAAGGAGAUUUAUUGGAUGAUUUUGACUUUUGAUUUGAAAUUUAUAAAAAAU